Trichoderma asperellum CBS 433.97 is the source of this 1080-nucleotide messenger RNA. It is a transcript of the gene CHOL2, whose product is annotated as Phosphatidyl-N-methylethanolamine N-methyltransferase. Gene Ontology annotation, molecular function: S-adenosylmethionine-dependent methyltransferase activity. Gene Ontology annotation, biological process: phosphatidylcholine biosynthetic process. NCBI's taxonomy places the organism in Eukaryota, Fungi, Ascomycota, Sordariomycetes, Hypocreales, Hypocreaceae. The record is from RefSeq and is a predicted model, not a curated record.
UUGAGGCCCCAUCUAAGUGACCACGCAUGAACCAAUCCCCGCAUCCGAACGAGUUAAACAGCUGCCCGCCGUUCCGGGGCAGAGCAAUGACGCUAUGAGCUUGCAGCUCUCAAAUCUCUGGGAUUGGAUGCGGAAUUCGGAGUAAUAGACGCCACGUUUCCUUCUUUUGUCGCUCGUGAUUGUGUAGAUUUUUAAGACGUGUUUCUGUCUGUCGUCUUUCUUCCUUUCCUUCUCCACCCGUGUUUGUUUACUUUCCCAAUCUAUCUGCCUACACACACAAACUCGCCAUGGCGUCAUCAUUCAGCAUCGCAGACCUGGUCGACUAUGUCGAUCUGGACAAGAAGAGCCUGUUGAUCUCGGCAGGAUCCAUCAUCUUCAAUCCGCUGUUCUGGAACAUUGUUGCUCGUCAAGAGUACCACAACAAGAUCCUCACAAGGCUGUUUGGAGGCAACCGCUACACCGCCUGCUAUGCCCUCGCAAUCACCAUCUUCUCGCUCGGCCUCGUCCGCGAUUCGCUGUACAAGGCAGCUCUGGAGGACCAGCCAUCGCACCCGCUGCUGACGACGCUGUACUCGCAAGUUGCCGGCUACGCCCUGUUUGCCGUUGGCAUGGUCCUGGUCGUCUCAUCGACAUGGCGCCUGGGCAUCACGGGCACCUUCCUGGGCGACUACUGCGGCAUCCUCAUGGAUGAGAUGGUGACGGGCUUCCCCUUCAACGUGACCUCGGCGCCGAUGUACUGGGGCUCGACAAUGAACUUUCUGGGCACUGCGCUUGCAUACGGCAAGCCUGCUGGCAUUGCCUUGACUCUUCUUGUGCUGGUCGUGUAUAUUGUUGCUCUGCGAUUCGAGGAUCCGUUCACUGCUGGUAUUUACGCUAAGCGUGAGCGCGAGCGGGCCGCGGCCAAGUCGGGCAAGAAGCAGAAAUAAAUGAAAUGAUUCUUCGGAAUCUAUAUUUGACUGCCGAUAUGUUCAAUUGUACAAGUAGUAGUAUUGGUCUGUUGAUGAUUACGCCGUAUUAGAGUGGGACCAGGACAGGAUAGAGGAGAGGGGAUAUAUGGGCGGCGGCGGAGGUAUCUGAUCU